AUGAUCAGAGGAGCAGAAGAGUGGGAAGUCGAAGAAAUUGUGAAGGAACGGAACGUUGGCCGAGGAGAGCAGUACUUGGUCAAAUGGAAGGGAUGGCUGCAUAAUACCUGGGAACCAUCACAUCACCUUACCCAUGCAAAGAAGGUCCUGAGGGACUGGCAGUGGAAACAAUCCAACCCAGACACACGCAUUCGCCUCCUGCCAACGCUCGAAGCCAGACACUGGGAUUAUCUCAUCCAUCACUACAAACCCGAAGACAAACGCCUUCCAUAUCCCCAACAGCAACUCUUUGACCCUUACAAGAAUGUCUUCACGCCCAUUGGCCCAGUCGAUGAGGACAUCGACCCUAGAGAGGGGGUAAUGUCAUAG
Molecule: messenger RNA, 369 nt
Organism: Mycena citricolor
Lineage: Eukaryota; Fungi; Basidiomycota; Agaricomycetes; Agaricales; Mycenaceae
Source: the annotation of a GenBank genome assembly